AUGAAUUCCGAGGAAUCGGCAGCAAGUAUUUUCAUGUUUACUGAACGAAAGCCGGCACCACCACCCCGAAGUGCUUUCGUGGAAUUCUUCAGGAGCAAACUUCUAUGCCGGAAGGACGACCCUGAAGAAGAGCGUAAAGCUUUACUGAAGAAGAAAGGAGGCUAUAGGAUCACCUAUACAGGGCUGAGCGAACAUCGGAGGAAAUAUGUGGCUGAUAUUUACAUCACGUUGAUCGACCUGGAAUGGAGGUAUGCUAUUGCGGUACUGUUCAACGUCUUCCUUGUGACGUACUUGGUGUUUGCGUUCUUCUGGUGGCUCAUGGCCUACAACAAUGACGACUUCGCCAACCUGGACAAUCCGGAUCACAUUCCAUGUCUGCUAGGCGUCAAGUCGUUCGCUGGCGCGGUUCUGUUCUCCAUUGAAACGCAGACGACAAUUGGAUACGGGUAUGCUUACCCUAACGCGCACUGUGCUGGAACAUUACCCUUAAUCUAUCUGCAAGUCACGCUGGGAUUUUUCUUAGAGACAGUGCUCCUUGGCUUCAUCUUUGUGAAAAUAGCCCGCCCUAAAUACCGUGCUAAUACCAUCAUCUUUAGCAAGAACGCUGUGGUUUGCCAGGAAAACGGCCAACUCUGUUUGCAGAUCAGAGUGGGAGAUUUGAGGAAAACACAUCUUGUGGACGCUCACCUUACUGCCAUAAUGGUUCGCAAGAAAACGACAGAAGAGGGCGCUGUGUACCCACUGUUCCAGUACGAGGUCGAGAUGGAGGCGAAUGGAAUGGGCGACAGGAUCUUCCUCCUCUGGCCCCUCAUCAUCACCCAUAAGAUCGACGACAACAGUCCUUUCUGGGACAUCAAGCCAGCCGAUCUUUGUUCGGAGAAGUACGAGCUCCUGAUCUUCCUGGAGGGAACAGUUGAAGCUACCGGGGAGGUGUGUCAAGCCAGGACCUCGUACGGCCCUAAGGAAAUCCUUUGGGGUCACAGAUUCGAGAGAGUCGAAGAAUACGAUCUGGGUAUGAAAAGGUGGCAUAUUGACUUCACCGGGUUUGACGACGUUGUGUAUUGUCAGAACCUACGUCACAGUGCAAAGGAACUCUCUCAGUACGCCGGCAGCACCCAGAAACUUGAUACAACAGGGAUCUCGAAACGCAAGUCUUCAGAACGACCCGCCCCAAACCCUCUCUCCCUCAACACCGGCGUCCGGUACGACAUGACGAAUUUAAAUGGUGCCCAGAAUAUGGUAGAAAGCAGCAAUGGAGCAGCCCUUCUCACCAACGAAGAUGAGACAUCAACUUAG
Haliotis rubra (blacklip abalone) is the source of this 1296-nucleotide messenger RNA. RefSeq names its product G protein-activated inward rectifier potassium channel 4-like. Gene Ontology annotation, molecular function: inward rectifier potassium channel activity. Lineage: Eukaryota; Metazoa; Mollusca; Gastropoda; Lepetellida; Haliotidae. The record is from RefSeq and is a predicted model, not a curated record. The transcript has a single exon. Gene Ontology annotation, biological process: potassium ion import across plasma membrane; regulation of monoatomic ion transmembrane transport. Bases 1 to 1296 code for a protein of 431 amino acids. Gene Ontology annotation, cellular component: plasma membrane.